GUCCCAACUUAAGUGAGACCUUACGCACAGCUGGUGCAACCCGACCCUGGUCUCAAAAGGGUUAACAGACUUCAGUGGGAGGAGAAAGUUUUCAUUUCCCGUAAAAGUUUUGUUGUUCAGUCGGUAAAUGAGGCCUCGUGUAACCGGGUCAGUCCGAAGAAUCGUAUAAAGGUGUGCCUCAUUUUCCUGUGAGAUAUGGCGUCUUCAAUGACAACUACAGCAAAUGGAGUGACGGUGGUGACUCAUAUUAUCCCAACAGAGGAAAAAACUCUGGACCUAGAGGCGAGCUUUGUUGAACCCGAGAAGCCCAGUCUGCCACCCACAACCAGGAUGUUUCUGAAGGGAAAGCCCAUGUCGCUGGGGUUGGUGCAGGUGUUUACUGGUUUGGUGAUCAUGGCUCUGUGCUCCAUCACACUGGUCAUCAACACCCUGCCUGCUGAGAUUAUAUUCACCCUUGGACUUCCUUUUGUCAUCUCUGGAUCUGUGGCUAUUAUUGCACACUCGAGGUCCAAUCUUACUCUGAUCAAAGCCACGCUGGGCAUGAGUGUGAUCUGUGCUGUGAUGGCUGUGGGAGGAAUCUGCUAUUUCAGUUGGGUGCUCAGCAUUAGACCGGAGGAAGACUCUUCUUGUGAUGGAGGGAGUUACUGGUCAUGUUCAUACAUGAAAAGUAGAUUUUUUAAUCUGAUGGAUGGAGUGAAGGGUCUUCUUCUGUCAUUGUCUUUUCUUGAACUGUGUGUGUGCAUCACCCUGUCCAUCAUCUCUGGUCGGGCCAUCCGCCAGGUUUCCAAACAGGAUAAAACUGAUGGUGAACUUUACGGCAGUAAGUCCAGUCUUCUGAAGGAUGGGGUGGACUGUGCAUCCAAACCCUGAGCUGUCACAUUUGUAUUCUUCACUAUUUUGGCAUAUAUCAAGCCGAAGGUUGAAUCAUGUGCUUACUGUAGUAAUAUUUUCUUUUUUUUUUCUCUCUUUGUUUUUCUUCAUUUAUUUGAUUUAAUACAACAUAGCCAUUUGCCUUUUAGAUGGCUAGUAAUCUUUAGUAGUAUCACUUACUAUGGAUAUCACCUGGUUUAAGUAAUUUUCAAAUAAUUGCACUUGCCUUUAUUCAGACUUUGGUAUGGGAUCAUUACAUGUUACUUGUGACGACAAUUUUUUUUUUUUCUAAAUAAAAUGCAUUGUCUUUCA
Messenger RNA from Myxocyprinus asiaticus (Chinese sucker), 1182 nucleotides. Its product is annotated as membrane-spanning 4-domains subfamily A member 4A-like. Lineage: Eukaryota; Metazoa; Chordata; Actinopteri; Cypriniformes; Catostomidae. The record is from RefSeq and is a predicted model, not a curated record. The transcript is spliced from 7 exons. Gene Ontology annotation, cellular component: membrane. The coding region runs from base 196 to 870 and encodes 224 amino acids.